UGGCACGUGAUCAAAAUUAUAGGGUUUGGAAAAAACCUUUCACCCUCUUUCUUCCUUCCUCCUGCAUCGGUCGCGUCUCGCGUCUUCCUCCAUUUGUCUGCACACGGUUUCUGUUUCAGGUCUGAGGUCUCUGCUCACAUUUUUGAGUAAACAGUCAAUUUAGUAAAAAACUAUUACCAUCUUAUCAAUUUAGUCCAUGAACUAUACUCAUAUCUAUCUCCUCUUUCUGUUAUUCUUUUGUUAAACGACCCAUUUUCUAAAACCCUAAAAUAUAUUUUAUCCUCUCCUUCCAUAUAUUCUUUGACAGCCGCCAACUGUUCUGCUCUUCGGCAACGGUCGUUUUGUUUUCAGCUGACCUGUCUCGCCGCUAAAAACCAGGGCCAUUUGCUUUUCAAAUUUGUGCAAAGAGAUUUGACAGACAGAGAUGGUCUCGGUGGGUUCAAAAGCAUUACCAUCAAGAAGCUGCUCAACGGGUCGAGGCAGCGCCGCCGCCACCAAGAGUAAGAAACCUAAGAAGGGUAGUACUGGUGAUGAUGCCGCCGCAUUCGACGACACACAUACGCACCAUAGGAACACCUUCAGCUCUGCACCACAUCAACAACAAUCGCGUAUUAGGAAACAGGUUGACCCUGAAACAACUAAAUACUUGUCUGAAAUCGCUAAUCUUUUUGAAAGCGACAGUGUUGAAUUGGAGGAACGAUCACUGAUAUGUGCCAAUGCCCUAGAAGAAACAAAGGGAAAAGAAUUUGAAAUUGCAACUGAUUAUAUUCUCAGUCACACUUUAGAAACCAUCCUCCAAGGUUGUGAUGUUGACAACCUCUGCUCUUUCCUUCAAAGCAGUGCCAAACAAUUCCCCUUCAUCGCCAUGGAUAGAUCCGGUUCUCAUGUUGCCCAGACAGCCAUCAACUCUCUCGCCUAUCAUCUUCAACACGACGACGUUCGCCCUCUCGUCGAGGAGGCUUUAACAGUCAUAUGUAAGGUCAUUGCGGCCAAUUCUGUUGACGUCAUGUGUAACUGCUAUGGCUCCCAUGUGCUUCGGACUCUUAUUUGCCUUUGUAAAGGAGUACCCUUAGAUAAGUCUGGAUUCUAUUUGUCCAAAUGCACUACGGCACUAGCUGAACGCUUGAAUUUCAAACACUUCUCUUCGAACAAAGAUGAUUUUCAGCAUGGCUUCCCAAAUUUAUUGAAUUUACUUGUGUCAGACAUCUUCAACCAUGCUACAAAAUACAUCAAGUUCCUACAACUUGACCAAUUUAGCAGUUUGGUUUUUCAGACAACUCUACGGGUACUGGCAGGCAAUGAUGAAAUGUUGUUAGAUGUCAUUCCUAUCCUUCUUGGCUGCAAGAAUAAGAACAAUGCAAAGGGGAAUUUUAUAGAGGGUACAGUAGUGCCGGAUCUCAAGAAUUUGUUAAAAGAACCUGGCUUUAGCCGUCUAAUGGAGGUUGUUUUGGAAGUCUCUCCCUUGGCCUUGUUCAAUGAAUUGUUCACAAAAGUAUUCAGGAAUUCCUUGUUUGAGUUAUCAUCUCAUCAACAUGGGAACUUUGUUGUUCAAGCAUUGAUUUCCCAUGCAAGCGAUCAAGAUCUGAUGGAGCUGAUCUGGGAUGAACUUGGGCCAAAUAUGGAGAGUCUUUUCCAAAUGGGAAGGUCAGGAGUGGUUGCUUCACUUAUUGCUGCAUGUGAAAGGCUUCAUGUUAACGAACACAAGGUUUGCAAUUUAGUUACUGUAUCUAUGAUUAGUGGAUUCCUAUCUAAUUGGUAUUACUUUUACUACGUACUGAAGUUAUUUUACUUUCUUAAUUUUGUUCCACAUCUUUAUGAAAAGUUUAAUUGCCUUUUUGUUCCUUUGUGGCAGUGUUGUCAAGUCCUUGCUAAAACAGUGAGUUUAGCAGACGAGUCUUCUAAAUGGAUUGUUCCCCGACUACUAUUUCUUGAUAGCUAUUUCACCUUUGAAGAUAAAUCCAAUUGGAUCUGGCAAAGUGGUGCUAAAAUGAAUGUCAUGGGUUCUCUGAUCUUGCAGACAAUAUUUCGGUUUAAUAGUGAACACAUAAAACCUUAUGUAACCAGUAUAACAUCCAUGGACACAACUCAUGUUCUUCAAACGGUGAGAGAUGCUAGAGGAUCACAUGUUAUUGAGGCUUUUCUGUGUUCAGGUGCUCCUGGGAAACAUAAGCGCAGAUUGGUUACAAAACUACAGAGGCAUUUUGGAGAGGUUGCACUACACUCAUCAGGUGCUUUUACCAUUGAAAAGUGCUUCACCGCUUGUAAUCUAUCGCUAAGAGAGACUAUAGUGUCUGAACUACUGGCUGUGCAAAGUGAGCUGUCCAAGACAAAGCAGGGCUCUUACCUAUUGAGGAAAUUAGACAUCGAUGGAUAUGCUGCAAGUCCUGAUCAUUGGAGGUCAAAGCAAGCAUCCAAAGAAUCUACUUAUAAAGAAUUUUAUGCUACUUUUGGCUCCAACGAUACAAGGUCAAUGAAAAAUGAUGGGUUUCUUGCUGACACUUCAAAUAAUAAAUCUAAUCCAAAUAAUGUGAAGGAAAUGAGAAAAGAAAUUGACCAAUCCCUUGGUUCUUCAUCAUUUCUGAGCAUGGAUGGCUUUAACAGAAACCCAAAAAAAGCAAAGCAGAAAAACAAGAAAAAUGCUGAGAUUGGUGUAAAUGAAGAUGACUCUAGUAGGAAAAAGAAAAGGUCUAAGAAGGAAAAGGUUGAAAGUGGACAUGAUAUUGCUGCUGCUGCUGAGGUAGCCAGGAAAAAUGCAAAGAAACGUCAAAGAAAUCGUGAUAUAUCUGAGGCUUCUGGAAAGAAAUUAAAGACAUCAGACGAGUAGAGUGCAAGACAGUUUUGUUUAUUGAAUUUUAAGAAAAAUGAUGGCAUUAAUCACAGUUAUUUUAUUUCCUCUUUGCUAGUAAUAUUGUAUCAUUUACCAUCUGUAGUGAGCAGUUAGUUACUGCAAAAUAUAGAAAAUUUUCCUCCAAUGAAUUCCCCUCCCAUGUAUUCACUUUACUGCAAA
Messenger RNA from Trifolium pratense (red clover), 3007 nucleotides. RefSeq names its product pumilio homolog 23. Gene Ontology annotation, biological process: endonucleolytic cleavage in ITS1 to separate SSU-rRNA from 5.8S rRNA and LSU-rRNA from tricistronic rRNA transcript (SSU-rRNA, 5.8S rRNA, LSU-rRNA); endonucleolytic cleavage to generate mature 5'-end of SSU-rRNA from (SSU-rRNA, 5.8S rRNA, LSU-rRNA); ribosomal small subunit export from nucleus. Bases 425 to 2824 code for a protein of 799 amino acids. Gene Ontology annotation, cellular component: preribosome, small subunit precursor; 90S preribosome; nucleolus. NCBI's taxonomy places the organism in Eukaryota, Viridiplantae, Streptophyta, Magnoliopsida, Fabales, Fabaceae. Gene Ontology annotation, molecular function: RNA binding. The transcript is spliced from 8 exons. The record is from RefSeq and is a predicted model, not a curated record.